AUGUCGGCACUGAUCUUCCCUCGCUUGCCGCUCUACGAGAGCGAUAUGCAGGCCGACAGUACAGGGUGGCCUCAUCUCGCUGGCCUGGCUCUCGCUGACCCGGACUUUCUGAGGGCGGACCCGGUGGACAUCCUCUUGAGCGCGAACGUGUACGCCGCCAUCCUCCAGACCGGGCUGCGGAAGGGCGGGCCUGGCCAACCUGCGGCGCAGCGGACAUCAUUUGGCUGGCUUCUCGUGGGGCCCGUCGGCACGGCGAAGACUCCUCCGCGUGCUCUGACCUUGCAGUGCCGUGUUGAGGACGACCUCGCUUCUUUGGUGAGAGGAUUCUGGCAGCAGGAGGAGCUGCCUGUGGGACCCGCACCUCUCACUCCGCUCGACCAGGAGUGUGAGGACCUGUUCCGUCGCACGCAUCGCCGUCAAGACGACGGCCGUUACAUCGUGCGCCUCCCGGUGGUUGACCCGCUGUCGGACUUGACUGCUACGAAGCGCGCUGCCUUGCGCGCCCUCACCGCGACGGAGAAGAGGUUCGCUCGAGAUGACCGACUGCGCGAGCUGUACCUCGACUUCAUGCGCACGUAUGAGGAGCUCGGACACAUGGUUCGCUCGGACGCUGCAACGGGAGCCAGAGUGAGCUAUUUACCUCAUCAUGGCGUGCUGCGUGAGGCCAGCUCGACCACUAAGCUGCGCGUGGUAUUCAACGGCUCUGCAGCUGGCUCCUGCGGAGAGUCGCUGAAUCGGAGCCUCCUGGUGGGCCCGAAUCUGUUACCUCCGCUCGCUGACGUCUUGCUGCGCUUGCAUCGCUACGUCCUGGCCACGGACGUAGAGAAGAUGUAUCGCCAGAUUCUGGUCCACCCUGAGGACCGGGAUCUCCAGCGCAUCCUUUGGCGGUAUAGCGCCCGGGAUGAAGUAGCGGAGUUCCGCCUGAACACCGUGACAUACGGCUUAGCGUGUGCGCCGUUCCUGGCCAUGCGCACUCUCCGCCAGCUGGCCGACGAUGAAGCGGACAACUACCCGCUGGCGGCUCGAGCUCUCUAUCGGGACGUCUACAUGGAUGACGUCUUAACAGGUGCCUCGAGUCUGGAGGAGGCGUUUGAGCUACGCCGACAGUUGACCGACCUGUGCAUGGCGGGCGGCUUCCCCCUGCGCAAGUGGUCGGCCAACGAGACGCGAAUCUUACAAGACGUUCCAGCGGAACACCGCAUGCAGCAGGCGCUGCGAGACUGGGGACCGCACGAGACACACGGUACCUUGGGCUUGCGGUGGCAUCCCGCUACUGACGAAUUUUCAUUCACCAUCCCUGCUAUCUCUUUGACCGAGGUGACAAAGAGAUCGGUACUGUCCUUUACUGCCCGACUGUUUGAUCCUCUAGGUUGGCUGGCUCCGGCAGUGGUGCGAGCCAAGAUCGCCUUCCAGUCGACUUGGCUGAUGGGUCUCGGCUGGGACGAUCCUCUCGACGAGGGGGCGAGACAGCUGUGGCGCGAGUACGAGGCUGCUCUUCCCCGUCUGCGGGAUGUACGAAUUCCGCGACGAUUGGACGCCGGUUUGUUGAGCGGUGACGUGGAGCUCAAUGGCUUUGCCGACGCCUCUGAGCGCGCCUAUGCUGCUGUCACCUACUUGCGGACGGGCUCUGGUGCGUCCUGGAGGACCUGCCUUAUCGCGGCCAGGACAAAGGUCGCGCCCUUGAAACCUGUGACUCUGCCAAGGUUGGAGUUGUGCGCUGCUACACUUCUUGCAAGACUGGCGGCGCAUGUCCGAGCUACGCUCGGUCUUGACCGGACGGCGAUGCAUUUGUGGUCGGACUCUACGGUCACUCUGGGCUGGGUACGCGGCCACCCGACUCGGUCGAAGACCUUUGUAGCGAACCGCGUUGCUGAGAUUCAGACCAGGGUCCCUGACGCUCAGUGGCAUCAUGUGCCUGGCCCGGAGAAUCCGGCGGACUGUGCGUCCCGCGGACUUGCGCCGGGAGAGCUGGUGCAUCACCCGCUCUGGUGGCGUGGUCCGGGUUGGCUCCAGGCGGAGUCGACGUCCUGGCCGGAUGCUGAUCGGGGGACUCCUGGUGACGGCUGGCCGGAGGAGAGAGUCCGCGCGCAGGCAGCUAGGAUCGCGUCCGUCGGCGUGGAGGAGCCUGAUGAGCUCUUGCGCUUCUCGAGCCUCGAUCGCCUGCUGCGAGUGACGGCGUGGUGCAGGCGGUGGCUUCGUCUUAGACCGGUUGCUGCGCCGGCGGCCUUGGAGGAUGGCCGGGAGCGGCGUGGCGACGAGUUAUCGGCUGAUGAACUGGAGGAGGCGAGGAUGGCUUGGGUUCGGCGGGUCCAGGCUGACCACUACCAAGUAGAGCUGAGCGUCGUGCGACGGGUCAAGGUCUGCUGCGCGUGGGUGGUCGCCUCAAACACGCGCUUCUCGCUUAUAGAUGAGCGACACCCGGUGCUGCUGCCCGGGGACUCUCAUGUUGCCAGGUUGGUGGUGGAGGACUGCCACCGGCGAACAUUACACGGCGGAGUCCAGAUGACCCUGAGGAUGAUUCGCCAGCGAUACUGGAUCCCCCGGGGACGAGCGGUAGUGAAGACGUGGCUGCGCCGUUGCGUGGUUUGCGUGCGGUGGCGGGCCGCCAUCCCCCGGCAGCUGAUGAGCAGCCUCCCGCGGGAGCGGGUUACUGCGGGGAGACCCUUCCUCGACACCGGAGUCGACUAUGCCGGCCCGGUUCAUCUGCGAACGACCAAGGGACGAGGUCAGCGGACUUACAAGGGCUUCAUCGCGGUCUUCGUCUGCCUGUCAACCCGUGCCGUGCAUUUGGAGGCGGUGUCCGACUACACUGCCGACGCCUUUCUGGCGGCCUUGCGUCGGUUCGUGGCUCGCCGCGGCCUCUAUCGUACGCUCCGUAGCGACUGCGGAACGAACUUCGUCGGCGCCGAUGCGCAAUUGCGGAGUUUUUUCGCCGCUGAUAGCCCUGAGUUGUGUCGGAUCGUCGGACGGCUUGCGAGCGAUCGUAUUAAGUGGCUAUUCAACCCUCCGUCAGCGCCUCAUUUUGGCGGACUCUGGGAGGCCGCCGUCAAGUCCUUGAAGCACCACCUGCGGCGAGUGCUGGGGGACUCGACCCUGACCUUCGAGGAGAUGAGCACCCUCCUCGCUCAGGUGGAAGCCUGUCUGAAUUCGCGACCGCUCCAGGCCUUGUCCGACGAUCCUGAUGACCUCGCCGCCCUCACGCCGGGUCAUUUCUUGGUGGGAUCCCCUCUUACGGCCGUGCCUGAGCCUUCAAUGCGGGAGUUGCCGGCGAACCGCUUGACUCGCUGGCAGCUUCUGCAACAAAUGCGUGACCAUUUCUGGGACCGAUGGUCCCGUGAGUAUCUUCACUCCCUCGUCCAUCGACCGAAGUGGCGGAGGGAGGUCGCAGAUUAUCGAGUGGGACGCCUGUGUCUCCUUCGAAAUGAGAGCACUCCGCCGUCGCGCUGGCCACUCGCGCGAAUCGUGCGGGUGCACGUAGGGGAGGAUGGCCAGAUUCGCGUCGUCACUGUCCGGACGGCUGCGUCGGAGUUCACGCGACCAGUAGUCAAGCUCAUAUUAUUGCCGGUUGGAGAGGGCGAUCAGAGCCAGGAGUCGCUUGACUAGCGCCGAGAGUGGUCUCCGGAGACGCUUUAGCAUUUUGUAAUUAUCAUUAAUUCGACUAGCUAAUCUUUAAUGUCAACAUUUUUCUUGGGCAGCUUAAAUCUAAUCAGGAAAACAGCUUGCGUGCGGAGAGCCCUGCUGAAUUUCGCUCGUGCCCCUUGUCGUCAUUUUGCCGUUUGUUUGUCAACGCUCAUCGAAAAAUUUCAAAAAAAAAAAUUCAUCCGCUUGUCACUAUAUCACAUCGAGCUUCCAAGCGUCGCGUACUUGCAGGACUUCAGCGGAUCCACCAGAAUAGGUCAACCAUAGAGCCACGCGAGGAAGUCGAAUGCGGGGGUGCACGAUGCGAGGGAGGUUCGGGGGGACCUCGACCUGGACCGAUCGCCCUGGCUCGGGCGAGGCGGGCGGGAUGUUCGGGAUCGCGGCUG
Molecule: messenger RNA, 4025 nt
Organism: Solenopsis invicta (red fire ant)
Lineage: Eukaryota; Metazoa; Arthropoda; Insecta; Hymenoptera; Formicidae
Exons: 2
Coding region: 1-3603 (1200 amino acids)
Biological process (GO): DNA integration
Molecular function (GO): nucleic acid binding
Source: RefSeq, a predicted model, not a curated record